AUGAAUAAAGAGGAAGAUAAAAAAUUAAUAUUUGGAAAGAAAAGUUUUUCAAUAGGAAGAUCUCAAAUAAAAGAAAGAUACAAGAGUCAAAUUAAAGAAAAUACAGACAAGAAUUCAUUAAUUGGAAGAAGUAAAAGUGUGACAUUUUUAAAUUCUAAACAUAUUUCAAAAGAAGUUGAUAAUAACAUAAAAGAGCCUAAAAUAUAUAAAGCACGCUCUGCAAUUAAAAGUUUAAAUUCUCUUAUAGUUGCUGUCGAAAGAAGUAGACUUAAAAAUUUUGAAAAAGACUUUAUUAACAAACAUCAAAGUAGUUUUGAUAGUAAUAGUGAUUCUGAAGAAGAAGAUAAAUAUCAAAUAAACAGUGAAAUAUUGAGAAAAUUGCGUGUAUUUGAUUCCAUUUGGUUAAAUACAACAAAUAAAAAUAAUCCUGAAACAUUUAUUAAUUUAAAACAAUUUAAAAAAUUUCAAAGACCAGACUAUGAUAAAACAGUCAUCGAAACAAUUACAUGUAAAAAUAAACCAGGAAACAUUGACAGAUCAAAAUAUGUUAGAAAAGAUAAUUAA
This is a messenger RNA of Strongyloides ratti, 564 nucleotides long. RefSeq lists its product as hypothetical. The transcript has 2 exons. The record is from RefSeq and is a predicted model, not a curated record. The coding region runs from base 1 to 564 and encodes 187 amino acids. NCBI's taxonomy places the organism in Eukaryota, Metazoa, Nematoda, Chromadorea, Rhabditida, Strongyloididae.